CUGUAGUCUACCUCUCAAACCAAAUAAGAGUACUGAUACAGUUUAGGAUUUAGCUGCACAAUUUUGGCUCCAAGCCUCCGCGCUGCUUAAUUGGUAGCUGGAAGUUCAGGCUUCAUGGCUGGCAUCUCCUCUUGAAAUUGCCCAGGUCCUCCUGCAUACGCCCAGCAAGAAAGCUUUGCGGUUGAAUCGAAAUCAAGUAUACUAUUGACUAGCGCUCAAGUGAUAGGAAAAAAACCCUAGGGCCGAGUUUGAUCGUGCAACUUGCCGCCAGCGACUUCAGCAGAUGCGCACCCGCCAGCCAUGCCCCACCUUCCAGUCAACCAGGGAUAAAUUACCUGACCUACCUCAACCUACUUAUAUAAAUGCUUAUCCAUAAAACUCAUAGCAACAUCUGAUCAACUCAGACUAGUGCUACAAGACUACUUUGCCCAGCUAGUGGUCAAAUGCCAUCUAGAUAUACACAUACUUGUUCUUCUGUCUUCGCUUCGAGCCACCAUGAGAAUCCGAAUACGCGGUCCGACUGGACAGUCGACCGUUUCUCUAGAUGACGAAGCAAAUGUCGAUGUACUCCGCAGACAAAUCACAGAGUCAACCGGACUAUCAGACUACGACGUGAAAUAUGGGUAUCCACAAAUCAAGCCUCUUUCGUUAGAGGGCUUCCCACCUAACCAGAAACUAUCCGACCUGGGGAUGACUCUGAAUGGGGAACAGUUAAUUGUCACGAGCAAAGAAGGCAGCCUACCCUCUGACCUGAGCCGCGAUCAACACGAGACUACUACUAAUCGGCAACAACCGUUGAACGGGCUGCUCGCUGACAAGACUCCGAAUGAGGGCUCCGAUGACCCGCCGGAGAUUCCAUCACCGGAACAUCAUGGUACCUUCGUCCUCCGGAUCAUGCCUGACGAUAACUCGUGCCUAUUCCGCGCCAUCAGUAGCGCGACCAUGGCUGGGGUGGAUGUGAUGACUGAGUUACGAUCUGUUGUUGCGCAGACUAUACAGGCAAACCCGGACCUAUAUACCGAGGCGGUGCUGGAAAAAACGCCGGACGACUACUGUCAAUGGAUCCAGAAUGAGGACUCUUGGGGCGGGGGCAUCGAGCUCAGCAUAUUGAGUAAACAUUUUGACAUUGAGAUUUGCUCGAUUGAUGUGCAAACCCUGCGGGUCGAUUCGUUUAACGAGGGCCCCUCAAUGCGGUGCAUCGUGGUCUAUUCGGGCAUUCACUACGAUACUAUUGCCCUGUCGCCUUCAAGUCCGCCGUAUACCCAUGCAGACGUCCCCGCCGAUUUCGAUACCAAAGUUUUUGACGCCAACGACCCUUUGGUCCUGAAAAAGUCCCUGGCCUUGUGCAAGGUUUUGCAAGAGCGGCAUUAUUACACGGAUACUGCCGGGUUUCGUCUGCGCUGCAAUACGUGCGGUAGAACUUUUGUGGGCGAAAGAGGCGCUACACAGCAUGCAGAACAGACUGGGCAUGUCGAUUUCGGAGAAGCUGACUGAAAGCGACGAGAAUCCUCGCCGAGUAUCGACUUACGUAUGCUUCGCUGAAACCUAGAUUCAAAGUAGCUUGGCACUUAUUCUCAUGACUUCCCCUUACUCGUCACUUGUGGGCAAGUAGACACCCUACCACCCUUGAGAUCGUUUGCUUCAGACCUCGAACUCUUUUAAGCGUUAAGCGUUGUCCGGAGUUAAUUGUCA
Molecule: messenger RNA, 1692 nt
Organism: Aspergillus fijiensis CBS 313.89
Lineage: Eukaryota; Fungi; Ascomycota; Eurotiomycetes; Eurotiales; Aspergillaceae
Product: ubiquitin-specific protease OTU1
Exons: 1
Coding region: 496-1494 (332 amino acids)
Biological process (GO): endoplasmic reticulum unfolded protein response; protein deubiquitination
Cellular component (GO): cytosol; nucleus
Molecular function (GO): cysteine-type deubiquitinase activity
Source: RefSeq, a predicted model, not a curated record